AUGUUGAGCGGCUUCGGCGACGAGCCUUUGGUGUCAGAGCCAGGGGCUGGCUCUGGAGGCGAUGCUGAUCCUGCGAAGCCGCCGGGGCCGCCGCCUGCCUCAGCUCCUCCCUCAAAGCGCAAGAGGGAGUCGGGCUCCAGAGGUGUGAAGAAAGCGGACACAGGCAAGGCAUGCUUUGUCAAGUCUUGUGAGGACGAUAAGUUGGUGGGAAAGAAAUGGUGCUGCCGCCACAACCGCUUGUAUGACAACCUUUGGACCCAAGCCAAAAAGAGCAACGAGACAUUCGCUGUACAGCAAGCCAUGAGCACCCCAGAAUCUGCCGACCAGGCGUUGAGUGAGUUUGAGCGAGACAACCCGCCCCAUGCCAAGUAUGCGAGGAAGACCGUAGUUCAGUGGGGACAGUUCAAACGAACCCAUGUGGUCGUGCAGUGCAACCGCCGUCGCAACGGUUGCAAACCGUACGAAUGGAAACAGUGGUUGAAACGCUGCGAGCAGAAGAUGGGAUGGUCGGCAUCAGACGCCAAAGCCAAAUGGAACGAGUACUCCAAGUCGCAAGACAUUGAGAAGGACAUGGAGGGGUUGAACGGUUCCUUGAGACUGUGGAUUCCCACCAUUGAAGCCACGCACAAUGACACCGACCGGUCGCGAGCCUUCGCCUUUGAGGAAGCUGGAAUGCAGGAGCGGGACAUGGACGAGGACCACAGACAGGUCUUGAUGGACCACUGCUUGCAUUCCGGCAAGAGUGCCAACCAGGCCGACGACAACUUCCUGCAGGGCCGAGUGGUGAAUGCGGCGGAGAAGGACGACUUUCCUGAUCUUGAUCUAGCGACCCCCACCAAAAGGAAGCAGCUCGAUGAUCCAGCAAGCAAGGACAAUCCAAGUCCAGAGGAUGAGAAGAAGCGAAAGCGCCUGGAGAAGUUGGCAAGAGGCCCGGCGUUCGAGGCACACAAGGCCACCAGCGUGCACAGGUUCAAGGAGAAGAUUCAAAGCUUCGACAACCUGAUGACCGCCGUCGGCACGAAGAUCCAGGAGGCCCAUGCCGAGAUGGGCGGCGGCGGCGGGGAUGCCGUGAAGAUUUCCUACAGGAAUGCUAUGGAGGCCGGCACGGCCUUGUUGGAGCUUUGGAGGAGGGAGGUGGAACUCCCGGCUUGCGAGGGCAAGGCCGAGGAGCUCACGGACUUGCCCGAGGCUGUUGCUGCUGCCCAGGAUGCUUUCCGCGUCAAGUGCGAACUGGUCAAGGAUCUUGUUCAGCCUGUGAACAACAAGCUGACUUGCUUCACACGUGCUGCCUUGGGUUGGUUCCUUGCUAUCCUCGAGAAGACCACCUGCGUCUAUUUGCUGGAGCGCAUCGCGACCGAGAUGAAGGACCACGCAGCUGUGAUUGACCAGUUUGCCAAGGGGUUGCAGAAGGUUGCCACAGAUGCCAGGAACUUCCAGAACCAGCUCAAGCGAAAGGCACAGCAGGACGAGGCAAAGAAGAAGCGGGAAGAAGACAAGAAAGCUGCUUCGGCCGCUACCGCUUUGGCCAAGGCGGCAGCAAAGAAAGUGAAGAGCGGCUCGAAAGGCGGACAUGAGAUCUUCAGGGUUCCUGCCGACAAGUGGGGCCAGAUGACAGAGCUGUCAUCCCCAGAGAGCGUCGGAGAUCACAUUGACGAGCCAUGGGUCCUUCGAUCAAGCAGUGCUGUGGAGACUUGGAAGAACUUGGACGUGGUUGCCAUGCGGCUGUCUGAGUUCGCUUCACUUUACAAGAAGGGCGCAAGCUUCAAGGCCGAGCAGCGUGCGCAGGCGAUCAUUGCUGCCAAGCAGGGAAAGGAGGAAACAUCCUCCUUGUUCGCGAAGUUCAUUCCCUCCGACAAGAUGCUCGACAUCGAGGCCGUGCCAGGGGGAACGGACUUCAUGGCCAAUGUUUGGCACUUCGGCUAUGCCCCCAAGCUUGCCGGGUGCUGGCUGGCACCGAAUGCAGCAGCGAUGUGCAGGGUCCUCGUCAUGGGCCAAGUCAGUGUCAUCGCGUUCGAGCUCUCCAACGUCCUCGAUGUGCUUGGCGACGUCACCUGCGACUCCAUGAGCGAGGCCCUCUUGUCAUUGGACCAAUCAAGUCCAAACUGGUCCCGCUUGAAGGGUCGCAUGAUCGAGAUGCGAGCCGGUGAUGUCUUGUGGGUCCCGCAGGGAUGGGUCAUCUGCGAAGAGGUUUCGAGUUGCUUGUUGUGUUACGGAGCCCGCAAGAGUGUGCUGAUCAAGACGGAUGCCGCAAAGUCAAACUAUGCGGCAGCAGCCGGCCUGCUGAAGCGCUCGGGUCGGGAUGCCAGCAAAAUGCAGGCAGUCCUUGACUGUUACAAGUAA
Symbiodinium sp. CCMP2456 is the source of this 2340-nucleotide messenger RNA. NCBI's taxonomy places the organism in Eukaryota, Dinophyceae, Suessiales, Symbiodiniaceae. The record is from the annotation of a GenBank genome assembly.